Molecule: messenger RNA, 363 nt
Organism: Sphenostylis stenocarpa
Lineage: Eukaryota; Viridiplantae; Streptophyta; Magnoliopsida; Fabales; Fabaceae
Source: the annotation of a GenBank genome assembly
AUGGCUAGCUCUCAGCUUUUGAAGGUUACCUGCAUGGUAGUGGUGUUGAUGGUUGGUUUAGGGGAGAUUAUUCCCUUGGCAGAAGCAGCGAUUCCAUGUGGGACGGUGCAAUUCACUUUAGCAUCAUGCAUAGCGUUCCUAAGGGGUCCUGGUGGACCUGUCCCUGCAGCAUGCUGCAACGGGGUGAAGAGCCUCAACAACCAAGCCAAGACCACCGCAGAUCGGCAAGGAGCGUGUACGUGCCUCAAAAACACUGCUUUGGCCAUUCCUGGACUCAAUCUUCGAAGCCUUGCAACCCUCCCUAGCAACUGUGGGGUCAACCUGCCCUACAAGAUCAGCCCCUCCAUUGAUUGCUCCACGUAA